AUGGGAGUCUCAACGCCAGUGGGUCGCGAUGCAGCCAUCACCUUCGACUCGGGCAAGGGUCUGAUGGCCAAGGGCCCCGAGGCGCUGCACGACCUCAUGCUGAGCAACCUGGAGGCCACCACGGGACGCUCACUGCCCCGCAUGGACGUGCGCUUCAACAACCUCUCGGUGACUGCAGACGUCGUGGUGGUGGAGGACGACGGCUCCAAGCACGAGCUGCCGACGCUGCCCAACACCGUCGCCGGCCCCAAGAAGCGCUCGGUGCGCAAGGAGAUCCUCAAGAACGUCAGCGGCGUCUUCAAGCCCGGCACCAUCACGCUGCUGCUCGGCCAGCCGGGAUCUGGCAAGUCGGCGCUCAUGAAGAUGCUCAGCGCGCGCUUCCCCGAGGCCAAGAACAUCACGGUGGAGGGCGACAUCUCGUUCAACAACGUGCCUCGGAAGCAGAUCCUCGACCGCCUACCGCAGUUCGUGUCGUACGUGGACCAGCGGGACAAGCACUUUGCGCCGCUCACGGUGAAGGAGACGCUCGAGUUCGCGUACCAGGUGUGCGGGGGUGACAUCACCAAGCGCAAGGAGUUUAACUCAGCGUUGCCCUCGGAGAAGGAGAACGUCGAGGCGCUGCAGGCCACCAAGACCAUCUUCCAGCACUACCCGGACGUGGUCAUCCAGCAGCUCGGACUGCAGAACUGCCAGGACACGAUCGUCGGUGACGCCAUGAUCCGCGGAGUCUCCGGCGGCGAACGCAAGCGCGUGACGACUGGCGAGAUGGAGUUCGGCAUGAAGUUCGUGUCGCUCAUGGACGAGAUCAGCACGGGCCUCGACAGCGCGGCCACGUUCGACAUCAUCAAGACGCAGCGUAGCAUCGCCCACAAGCUGCACAAGACGGUGGUCAUCGCUCUUCUGCAGCCGUCGCCGGAGAUCUUCGCUCUGUUCGACAACGUCAUGAUCCUGAACGAGGGCGAGCUCAUGUACCAUGGCCCGUGCACCAAGGUGGAGGGCUACUUCGAGUCGCUGGGCUUCAAGUGCCCCCCGGAGCGCGACAUCGCCGACUACUUGCUUGAUCUCGGUACCAAGCAGCAGUACCGCUACGAAGUGGAGCAGGGGUCCAAGGCACCGCGGUUGCCUCAAGAAUUCGGCGACAGCUUCCGCCAGUCUGAGCUGUAUCGGGACACCCUGACUGCACUGGAGGCGCCUUACGACCCGGAUCUGUUCAAGACGGUGAAGGAGAACAUGGACCCGAUGCCCAAGUUCCAGCUUUCGUUCCUCGACAGCACAGCGACGCUUUUCAGACGUGAGAUCAUGAUUACGUUCCGCAGCAAGGCCUUCAUCUUCGGCCGGCUGCUGAUGAUCAUGGUCAUGGGGUUGCUCUUCAGCACAGUUUACUACGACUUUGACCCCACGCAAGUGUCGGUGGUCACGGGCGUGCUCUUCUCCGCCGUCAUGUUCCUGUCCAUGGGGCAGUCGUCCCAGCUGCCGGUCUUCAUGGCGAACCGCGACAUCUUCUACAAGCAGCGCGGCGCCAACUUCUACCGGACGUCGCCUUACGUCCUGGCCAACUCGAUCAGCGGGAUCCCGCUGUCGCUGGCGGAGACGGUCAUCUUCGGCUCGCUCGUGUACUGGCUGUGUGGCUUCGCGGCUAAUGCAGGGCUGUUCAUCAUCUUCGAGCUCAUCCUGCUGCUGUCGAACCUGGCCAUGGGCAUGUGGUUCUUUUUCCUGUCGUCGGUCUGCUCUCAUGAGAACAUCGCGACUCCGCUGUGCAUGAUGUCCAUCCUGAUCUUCAUUAUCUUUGCUGGCUUCAUAGUGACCACGGACGAGAUUUGUGUUUUUGCACGGAACUCCGUGUGUUUUUGCAGUGGGCAUACCGAGCGCGGCGAGGGGGCGCAUGGGGUCCUGUGCACGGCGGAUGCUUGGGCAAAACGGUGA
Messenger RNA from Phytophthora sojae, 1923 nucleotides. Its product is annotated as abc transporter. The record is from RefSeq and is a predicted model, not a curated record. NCBI's taxonomy places the organism in Eukaryota, Oomycota, Peronosporomycetes, Peronosporales, Peronosporaceae. Gene Ontology annotation, molecular function: ATP hydrolysis activity; ATP binding; ABC-type transporter activity. Bases 1 to 1923 code for a protein of 640 amino acids. The transcript has a single exon. Gene Ontology annotation, cellular component: membrane.